Molecule: messenger RNA, 4893 nt
Organism: Mustela erminea (ermine)
Lineage: Eukaryota; Metazoa; Chordata; Mammalia; Carnivora; Mustelidae
Gene: FZR1
Product: fizzy and cell division cycle 20 related 1
Exons: 15
Coding region: 403-1893 (496 amino acids)
Biological process (GO): anaphase-promoting complex-dependent catabolic process; positive regulation of anaphase-promoting complex-dependent catabolic process; positive regulation of ubiquitin protein ligase activity
Cellular component (GO): anaphase-promoting complex
Molecular function (GO): anaphase-promoting complex binding; protein binding; ubiquitin ligase activator activity
Source: RefSeq, a predicted model, not a curated record
CGUGGCUGGCCGCGGGAGCGCGCGCGGCGGAGGAGGGCUCCGGGAGGCCGCGGAACAGCGACCGCCGCCAUAUUAAGGAUCGCGGAGGCCGGGGUCCCGUCCGCGGCGGCCGCGGCCGGACCAGUGGAGCUGCGGGCGGCCGAGAGCGGUGCGGCGCGGCGCCGGGAGAGGCGGGGUCGGCGCAGCCAGCGGGCGACCGGAGCGAGCCAGAACAUUCUCCGGCUGCCUCCUCUCUUCUCGCUCGUCUACCAAGAAGUCUUCCGGGGAGUUGAGCACAGUGGGAAGUGGGUGUGAGCUCUGCCACGUGGUGCUGUUGAGCCCCGCCCGCUGUGCACACAGGCCAGCAGGGCUGACCUCGGCCAGCUGACCUCGGCCGGCGGGCUGGGCCUGCCCUGUGUCGCCAUGGACCAGGACUACGAGCGGCGUCUCCUCCGGCAGAUCGUCGUUCAGAAUGAGAACACCAUGCCCGGCGUCGCGGAGAUGCGGCGAACCCUGACGCCGGCCAACUCGCCCGUGUCCUCUCCCAGCAAGCACGGGGACCGCUUCAUCCCCUCCAGGGCCGGUGCCAACUGGAGCGUGAAUUUCCACAGGAUCAAUGAGAAUGAGAAGUCCCCCAGCCAAAACCGGAAAGCCAAGGAUGCCACCUCCGACAACGGCAAAGACGGCCUGGCCUACUCUGCCUUGCUGAAGAACGAGCUGCUGGGAGCCGGCAUCGAGAAGGUCCAGGACCCGCAGACGGAGGACCGCAGGCUGCAGCCUUCCACGCCUGAGAAAAAGGGCCUGUUCACGUAUUCCCUCAGCACCAAGCGCGCCAGCCCUGACGAUGGCAAUGACGUGUCUCCCUACUCCUUGUCCCCGGUCAGCAACAAGAGUCAGAAGCUGCUGCGGUCGCCACGGAAACCCACCCGCAAGAUCUCCAAGAUCCCCUUCAAGGUUCUGGACGCCCCGGAGCUGCAGGACGACUUCUACCUGAACCUGGUGGACUGGUCGUCCCUCAACGUGCUCAGCGUGGGGCUGGGCACCUGCGUGUACCUGUGGAGCGCCUGCACCAGCCAGGUGACCCGGCUCUGUGACCUCUCCGUGGAAGGGGACUCGGUGACAUCUGUGGGCUGGUCUGAACGGGGGAACCUGGUGGCCGUCGGCACGCACAAGGGCUUCGUGCAGAUCUGGGACGCGGCUGCAGGAAAGAAGCUGUCCAUGCUGGAGGGCCACACGGCCCGCGUCGGGGCGCUGGCCUGGAACGCCGACCAGCUGUCGUCCGGGAGCCGCGACCGCAUGAUCCUGCAGAGGGACAUCCGGACGCCGCCCCUGCAGGCCGAGCGGCGGCUACAGGGCCACCGGCAGGAGGUGUGUGGACUCAAGUGGUCCACGGACCACCAGCUCCUCGCCUCAGGGGGCAACGACAACAAGCUGCUGGUCUGGAACCACUCGAGCCUGAGCCCCGUGCAGCAGUACACGGAGCACCUGGCGGCCGUGAAGGCCAUCGCCUGGUCCCCGCACCAGCACGGGCUUCUGGCGUCCGGCGGCGGCACGGCCGACCGCUGCAUCCGCUUCUGGAACACGCUCACCGGGCAGCCACUGCAGUGCAUCGACACGGGCUCGCAGGUGUGCAACCUGGCCUGGUCCAAGCACGCCAACGAGCUGGUGAGCACGCACGGCUACUCACAGAACCAGAUCCUGGUCUGGAAGUAUCCGUCCCUGACGCAGGUGGCGAAGCUGACCGGGCACUCCUACAGGGUCCUGUACCUGGCCAUGUCCCCUGAUGGAGAGGCCAUAGUCACUGGUGCUGGGGACGAAACCCUGCGGUUCUGGAACGUCUUUAGCAAAACCCGUUCGACAAAGGUAAAGUGGGAGUCUGUGUCAGUCCUCAACCUCUUCACCAGGAUCCGGUAAAGUCUUGGGCCUCACCGUCCGUGUCGGCAGAGUCCCACCUCAUCAGCGUGCAUGGACCCUCCCCUCCCCAGCACACAGUCCCCAGAGGACGCAGCCGGGGCGGGCGGGGAGUCGGGCCUGGAGGACCCCGAAGAUUCUCAUUAAAGCCUGAUUGCGAACCCUGGCAGCCGGUGUUUGGGGCGGGGACGUGGCCGGGCCCCAGUAGGAGAGGGGGCCCCGGCGGGGACCAUCUGUGGGGCUGCUCUGCUGGGAGCACGACGGACGCCUCCUGGGACCCAGCCUGCUUCCGUCUCCGUCCGCCGCGGCAUCGCCGGGGCCCGUGCUCCUCCGAGAAGUAUGUGCUCGCCGCCGCCAUCGCCACUCACGCCUGCGGGACAGACGGCGGGACGCCAGGCCGGUCAGCUGGGGCCAGGCGGACGGCUGGGGUCGGCCCACGGAGCAGAGGGACAGACAUCUGACGGGUUUCUCUGCGGCCAGCACGGCUGCCCUUGCCCCGGCGUCUGUGCUGCUGACUUCUCUCGGGGACAUGGCGCCACAUCUGGAGCGGGCCCCGGGCAGUGUCCGGGCCGAAGGCGGUCAUCAGGAGCCGGACUUGUUGUCUGAGGAGAACGAGUCAGGUCCGCUCGCUGCGUACCUUGUGCGUACCCUGAUCCCGCACCGUCCUUGUUGCUGACGGGGUCACGGCCCUGUUUCAUCCCCAAGCCGGACUCGGGCGCUUGUGGCCUGCUGGGCGGCCGGUCAGGGUGACCCAAGAGCAGACUCGACCCCAGAGGCUGUGUCCUCUAGGCAUCUGGCUCCUGCUCCGCAGCCCGUUCCCCUUCCCCCAGGCCACCCCAUCGAGUCCUGUCCGUCUAUGCCAUUGGCUGUGGGGCAGCCAGGGAGGAGGUACCCAUAGGUCCUUCCAGAAACUUCCUGAGCCUCCCCCAGCCCACCCUGUAGUUCUCGGGUCUGUGCCCAGCUGCACGUGGGCCCGUCCCCUCCUGCCUCAUCUCCAGACCAGGAGCCGGGGGAGGAGGGAGGGACGGCCUGCGUGUGGUCAGGGCGUCAGCAGCCCCCCCCCCCCCCGCCGCCCCCUCGGCUCCCGGGCGCUGCAGAGUGGAUGGGGUGGGGCAGAGCCCCUCCAGGUCCCCAUGGCCUUGUGCCCCCGCUCCGUUGGCUGUGUGUGUGCACGUGUAUAUACGUACUUGUGGCUCUUCGGAUUUGCUUCUGUGUCUUUGUAGCUUGGUCCCAGGAAAGUUUAAGGCCGGAGGGGGCAGCAGUGGCUCCCCCACUACCCACCGUGGGGGGCGGCGCUCCCCGCUCCCGAUCAGCGGAGCCCGCAGGUGGGGAGUGGUGGGCGCCCGCCUCCCGGGCCCUGGGCCACAUCUGCCUGCCGCGGGGCAGACGAGGAACCGUGUACAUAGAUGUGUGUAUUUUGAUGGGUCGAGUUCUUAUUUUUGUGGGAGUGUUUAAGAAACCAGGCCUGACUCAGCCACGCACUCACCUUGGGCAGUUGCAGGAGCCCGGGAGCUGCGGUGCCCGCGGGGCCGCCCCCCGCUCGGACCCGCACCAGGGAUUUGGGAUGGCAGGGUGCGGGUCUGCAUGGGGCUGACGGCAGGGCAGGGGACGGAGGGGCGCCUAGUGCAGGGCGAGCCCUGUUUCUUGUGACACAGCAUCGUCGUCAUUACACCAGUUGUGGGUUCCUGCACUGGCUGGCUGGCCGGCUGGCCCCCAGCUGGGGUGUCCAGAUGUCGCUCGCAAGGGGCAGGCGGCUCGCCCUGGGGGAGCUGGUCAUGGAGAGACUCACAGGCUGUCCGCAGGAGGUGCCGGUAACCCCAAAUUCAGAGUCCCCUGGGGCUGAGGAGGGGUAUGGCCAGUCCUUGUGGCCCAGCGAGGGUGUGGCCCUGCCGUGGGGAAGGAACUGCCUGGGUGCCCUGUGGAGGGGGAGACAGGGCAGGGGUGCGGUCUGUGCGCGCAGGAGGCGGGCUGCGGUGGGGCAGGGCUGGGCUGGGAGCAGAGGAGCAAGCAGAGGAGGACGGGGGUGCUGGGUUCAGGGGCCCCGCCGCAGCUCUCGGGCGGGGUAGGCAUUGCUGCCUCCUCCCCUGACCGCCAGGGAGACUGAGGCCGGUGGGUGCCCUCGCUGGCCCAGCAUCUCCCACGGGAGGCAAGAUUUGUUUCUGUGGAUCCUUGAAUGUAGCUUUCGUAAGGGAAGGGGAAGGGAAUUAGUGGUGGUGGUGGGUGAGGCACAGGCACAGGGGGCAGCAGGGACGGGGCCGACGCCGCCGUGAGGGCUGUAGAAGAGAGGGCCUUGGAAGCGGUUGAGGGGAGCAGAGAGUCGGGGCUGGAGGUAAAGCCAGGCCAGAGGAGUGGGGACUCCAGCAGGAUGUGGCAGGUCAGGGGCUCCUGGGAAGCUGGGCGAGCCCCCUAUAGUGAGCAGCUCGCCAGCCCCGAGGUCCCUCCCUGCGGACGAGGAGCCCUGUCCGGGGCGGCAGGGACCAGAGCCCAGACUGCGGCACAGCUGGUUGCGGCGGGCAGCGAGGAGCACGUGUGGCUGGGACGGGGGACAGGUGGCGGGAGGCCCUGGGGAAGGGCACCCCGGGACCCAGAGCCCCAGACGGGCCUGGAGAGCAGGGAGCCCCUGGUGUGGGGGGCGCUGGUGGCGCUGGUGGCAGAGGCUCCGGAGCGGCGUGGGGGAGGCAGGGGCAGGGGCUGCCGGCUGGGGGCUGCGGGGGUGACUCCGGCUUCCACCCCCGAGGCGGCGGGAGCCCUGGGUGUGCGUGGCUGAGAGGGAAGGAAGCAGGCGGCCGUAAGACCCAGCACGGGACCUGGAGGAGACGAGGCCCAGGCCACCAGGAGCAGGUGCGAGUGAGGGGUGGGCGGGUCUGGGCGAUCUUGUUCCCCGUUACUGCGAUGACACACGCGGAACACAGUUGACCAUCUUAACGCGCGCAACUCAGUGAAUUUUAGUACGUUCGUGAGGUUGUGCUGCCACCGUCUGUGAACGUUCCCUGACCCCAAAAG